Messenger RNA from Leptosomus discolor (cuckoo roller), 3125 nucleotides. The record is from RefSeq and is a predicted model, not a curated record. Lineage: Eukaryota; Metazoa; Chordata; Aves; Leptosomiformes; Leptosomidae.
GAGAACAGGGGUGUGUUAAUAGCUGGUACUCUUUCCAGGGGGAUAUCGUAGACUUGGAACGGAAUGAUGGAAAGACUGAAGUGAUAGUAUCUGAAGGGGUGAACACUGUGUCCUACACCCUGGAUGAAGGCCUCAUAGAGUUUGGAACUGCUGUUGACGAUGGGGAUUAUCACAGGGCUACUGCGUUUUUGGAGACACUGGAAAUGUCCACAGAGACUGAAGCCAUGUGGAAGACUCUAAGCAGACUGGCUUUGGAAGCUAAACAGCUGCACAUUGCAGAGAGGUGCUUUGCAGCUCUGGGCAACAUGUCAAAGGCUCGAUUUCUGCAUGAAACCAAUACCAUUGCUGACCAGGCAGCUCAAGAGCACGGUGGGGAUGGUACAGACCAUUAUCUGGUGCGUGCCCGCUUGGCCAUGCUAGACAAGAACUACAAGCUGGCAGAGAUGAUCUUCCUGGAACAAAACGCCACAGAGGAGGCCAUGGACAUGUACCAGGAACUGCACAUGUGGGAUGAAUGCAUUGUGGUUGCCGAGGCCAAGGGACACCCGACGCUGGAUAAAUUGCGUCGGGGUUACUACCAGUGGCUGCUGGAUACCCAGCAGGAAGAGAAGGCUGGGGAGGUCCAAGAGGGACAGGGCGACUACCUGGCAGCCAUCAGCCUAUACCUGCGGGCAGGGCUGCCAGCCAAAGCAGCGCGGCUCGCCAUGAGCAGGGAUGAGCUGCUGACCAACGGGGACAUCGUCAAUAGGGUCUCCACGGCACUGAUCAGAGGGGAACUGUAUGAACAGGCUGGAGACCUGUUUGAGAAGGUUGGGAACCCACAGAAGGCUCUGGAGUGCUAUUGCAAGGGCAGUGCCUUCCUGAAAGCCGUGGAGCUGGCUCGCCUGGCAUUUCCCGCUGAAGUUGUGAAGCUGGAGGAGGCCUGGGGAGACCAUCUGGUGCAGCAGAAACAGCUGGAUGCUGCUAUUAACCAUUACAUCGAAGCCAGGUGCUCGGUUAAGGCCAUUGAGGCAGCCUUGGGAGCCCGGCAGUGGAAGAAGGCUAUCUACAUUUUGGACUUGCAGGACAAGCAGACAGCGGCCAAAUAUUACCUCAAGAUUGCCCGGCACUAUGCAGCUUUACAGGAAUAUCAGGCUGCAGAGGAGCUGUACAUCAAAGGAGACCAGACAAAGGAUGCCAUUGACAUGUACACACAGGCCGGGCUCUGGGAACAGGCUCACAAGCUGGCAAUCAAGUGUAUGAGUCGGGAAGAUGUGUCCGUGCUCUAUAUAACCCAGGCCCAAGAGAUGGAGAAGCAGGGCAAGUACAAAGAAGCAGAGAGGCUAUACAUCACUGUCAAUGAACCCGAUUUGGCCAUCACCAUGUACAAGAAGUGCAAGAUGUAUGAUGAGAUGGUUUGCCUAGUGGCCAAGUACCACAAGGACUUACUCGGCGAUACCCACCUGCACCUGGGCAAGGAGCUGGAGGCAGAGGGACGCUUACAGGAGGCUGAGUACCAUUACCUAGAAGCUAAGGACUGGAAGGCCACAGUAAACAUGUACAGAGUGAAUGACAUGUGGGAAGAAGCUUACAGGGUGGCCAAGGCACAUGGGGGAGCAAACUCCUACAAGCAUGUGGCCUAUAUGUGGGCAAAGAGCUUGGGUGGAGAAGCAGCUGUGAAACUCCUCAGUAAAUUUGGACUUCUGGAGAUGGCCAUCGACAAUGCAGCAGACAGCGGGGUCUUUGAAUUUGCUUUUGAACUGGCCCGCCUCUCCAUGAAGCAGAAGAUGCCAGAGAUCCACUUAAAGUAUGCCAUGUUCCUAGAAGAUAAGGGCAAAUAUGAAGAGGCUGAAGCAGAAUUUAUUAAAGCUGGGAAACCCAAGGAGGCAGUGCUGAUGUUUGUGCACAACCAGAACUGGGAUGCUGCACAGCGUGUGGCUGAGGCUCAUGACCCAGACAGCGUGGCUGAUGUGCUUGUGGGACAGGCACGUUUUGCCUUUGAGCAGAGAGAGUUCCAGAAAGCAGAGGCCUUCCUCCUGCGAGCACAGAGACCUGAGCUGGCCAUAAAGUACUACAAGGAAGCUGGCAUGUGGAGCGAGGCCCUGCGGAUCUGCAAGGAAUACGUGCCCAGUCGGCUAGAAGAGUUGCAGGAGGAGUGUGGCAGGGAGGCUGCCAAGAAGGGCUCCAGAGGAACAGAAGGGCUGCUGGAGCAGGCACGGGAGUGGGAGCAGGCUGGGGAGUAUGCCAGGGCAGUGGACUGCUAUCUGAAGGUGCGGGAUCCCAGCAACAGUGUCCUGACGGAGAAGUGCUUGCUGAAGGCUGCUGAGUUGGCCGUGAAAUUCUUGGGUCAGUCACAGAGCAUGGAGGUGACACGGACUGUGGCUCCUCAGCUGGUGGCCAUGAAGAAAUACAGUGCGGCAGCUGAACUCUACCUCAACUUGGACCUCAUCCAAGAAGCUAUUGAUGCCUUCAUUGAAGGGGAGGAAUGGAGCAAAGCCAAGCGCGUGGCCAAGGAGCUGGACCCCAGGUCAGAGGAGUAUGUGGACCAGCGUUACAAGGAGUAUUUAAAGAACCAAGGAAAGGUAGAUUCGCUUGUGGGAGUAGAUGUCAUGGCUGCUUUGGAUAUGUACGCAGAGCAGGAGCAGUGGGAGAAGUGCCUGGAGGUUGCAGCUAAGCAGAACUAUAAAGUCUUGCACAAGUAUGUAGCUCUGUAUGCAACCCACCUCAUCCGGGAGGGCAGCUGGGACAAAGCCCUGAGCCUGUACGUCCACCACGGAGCACCUGCCAACCUACAGAAUUUCAACAUUUACAAGCGUCUCUUUGUGGAGAUGGUGAAUGCGUCUGGCAUGAAUUGUGCCGAGGCCUACUCCAGCUGGGCUGACCUGCGUGAUGUUCUCUUCCAUCUGUGUGAAAACUUAGUCAAGUCAAGUGAGGCAAACACUCCAGCACAUGAAGAGUUUGAAACGAUGCUGCUCAUCUCUCACUACUAUGCCACCCGCUCUGCUGCUCAGGGCGUGAAGCAACUGGACACUGUGGCUGCCAAGCUGUCCAUUUCUCUGCUGCGCCACACUGAGCUCCUCCCUGCAGACAAGGCUUUCUAUGAAGCUGGGAUAGCUGCCAAGGCAGUCAGCUGGGAGAACAUGGCA